GGGCUGGUGUACUAUACUACUGUCGAUAACUUAUUAUUUUAUAUGUAUGUACAAAAUCACAAUAAAUAUAUUAUAUUAAUUUAUAUGUAAUUAUAAUACACUCAAUAAUAUGAUUUUGUGAUUCCUUCGUGGUUUGUUUUCUUGUGGGUGUUUUUUAUUUUAUUUUUGUAACGUCUAUAAAAUAAUAGUGUGGUGCGUACGGUUGGAAAAAAAAACGUAUCCACCAAACCGCGUACGACUUUUUCGUUUGUUCAAAGCAGCCAGCCGGUCCGACGACGAUGCUUUUGACCGAUUAGUACGGCGGACCGGGUCUGUUUGGCCGUUUUGUGGUGAUCAUUUCGAAUCAAAUUUCUGUGUGCCUUUCGUCGCCGGCGACGACGACGAUAAUUUUACGUGAACGACGUUUAAAUUCCAUCAAUAACGCUCGAAAAUGGUGAGUCCCCUUGUCUCGAAAAUGAGUAAUAAUAUUAAUUGCAACCGACUAACAUUUGUGUAGUUGUAUAUCGUAUUUGCAUUAUGAUUUUUGAUAGGCGUUUGUAUUGGUUUCAUAGGUAGUUCAUUUGAUCUAUGUUUUUCAAAAUUAUUUUCAGAAUACAUUUUUUACGAAAGUUUCACUUGCUGUUUAUAUAGGUACAUAUAAUUAGCAAAGUGGUUUAUUCAUGCUUAGUACCUACUUACAGGCUUUACUAAAAUUGUAUUUACUUCUUCAAUAUGACCAGUCAAUUUACUGGGUUACCUUCUGCUUUAUUUUUUUUAGUUUAAUUAUUACAUAAUAAAAAAAAAAAAAAAACUGGUUUUAUUAAGGCUGUGAUAAUUUAAUUAUAUCUACAUUCGGACCAAUUCCAUGUUAAUGCAGGUAUAUAUAUUACUAUAUUGGCAUAACUUUUAAAUAGGUGCAUUUUGUUCAAUUGAAUAUGGUAUUGUCUGUUAAAAGUAUAUAUUUAUUUAUAAAUAGUGGAUCUGUAUAUCCAGCACCUAUUAUUUAUUUUAUCAAAUUUGUUAAAAUUAUAAGUUGUUAAGUACUAGUAGGUACCUAUACAUUAUUUAAGUGCUUUUUAAAUUAUAAUUUUACUAUAGGCCUGGGAAUAGUUAUAAUGUUACAGUAAUUCAUAUAACAAUUUUGUUGUAUUCAUUAGAAAAUAUAAAUUAAUAAUAGAACAAUAUACAACUACCUUCUUUAUUAUGAGUCUGUUUUAUAUAAUAAUUUGAUUAUCUAUGUAUAUAUAAAUAUAUUAUACUACUUAUCAGUACAAUUUCUGGUUUCAUCAUAAUAUGUGGAUUGUGGUGUAAUAACUUUUUUAGUUAAUUUUUACCAUGGGUAUCAAUAAGAAUUAACCAAAUUUUCUUGAUGAUUUAAGUGGUAAAGGGAGGUAAAUUAAGUCUUCUAUUAUUUUUGUUUCAAAUAUAAUUAGUACUUAUUCUGAAAAAUGGUGAACUAUCUUUUUAUUAAACUUAAUAUUAUUACAUUUAAUAACAAUUAACAUACCUAAUAAUUUCUUAUAAAUUAACUAACUUGUUUAUUUUCCAACUUUGGCGAAUAUUAAUUUAUCUUCCUUUAAGUCAUUUGAUUCUCUUUAAAUACAUUGAUUCUUUAUUAGCACUAUAGGCUGGUUUACCCAUUGCAUAUUAAUAACACAGAUCAAUUUAUAUAAGAAAAAAAAAUAACUCGAUAAAAUCUAUCGAGACUAUUAAUUUUUAAAAGUCUUUUUGGAACUCAGUUUAUAUGCACAAUCAUAAGUUUUUUUGUCAUCAUAUAGAUUACAGGUUUCAACCCAAGUAAUAUAUAGUUAAUCAGAGAAUGUUAUAUUUAAUGUUAUUCUCUUAUUAACUUUUUUUUAUACAUCCAUGCAUAAUAUACUUAACUUAAGAUGUUGAACAUAAAUCUAUUGUGUUAAUUUGUACUUAAUAAUUCUUGAUAAAUAACUCAUUACAAAAAAGAAACUAAGGUUUUUUAAAAUAUAUAUUAUUUCAUAAAAAAUGUUGUAGACCUUUUUCGGACUUGGACAAACGGCAGAAUUAGAAAUAGUUUUAGACCGACCAGAUGGAAAAAAGAAACUAGAUGAAAGCAGUAAAAAAGAUCAAAGUUUAAUAUAUUAUGAUGGAGAAACAGUGUCCGGAAAAGUAAUAUACUUUGUAUUAUAUUACUGAGUUACAUUUUUCAUAAAUAAUUUUAAACAAGUACCUACAAAAUUAGAAAAAAAAAUUGUUUUUACUAAAAAUUGUGUUAUUAAAUAUUAAAUUAUAUUAUGUUGAAUAAAUUGAUUAAAACUUAACUACUUAUUGUAGUUUUAGUAUUGAUACACUAAUUAUAAUUUUUUUUUUUAUUAAUAUAAACUACAAUAUUAUUGAUUAUUAUAUUGAUAUAUUUUCUACUUCCUUUAAUUAUAACACAUUUUAUUUUUUAUUUAUAGGUAAAUGUAAUACUAAAAAAGUCUAGUAGUCGUUUGGAACACCAGGGUAUUAAAGUUGAAUUUAUAGGUCAAAUAGAAAUGUACUAUGAUCGAGGUAAUCAUCAUGAGUUUACAUCAUUAGUCAAAGAACUGGCCAGGCCUGGUGAAAUGUUGCAGAAUACAUCAUAUAAUUUUGAAUUUUCAAAUGUAGAAAAACCAUAUGAGACGUAUACCGGCUCUAAUGUGAGGUUGAGGUACAGUGUAAUAAUUAACAAUUAUUCAUAAAUAUUAAAAUAUCAAAUUUACCAGACAUUUUUGGUUGUAAAUUUAGUGGUUGGUUUGAUAUCAACUUUGUAUAUCAAAGCAGCUUUCCCACUAGUGUAAUACAAUCGACAUAAUGCAAAUUACAAAAAUUGUUAUUUUUAUCUCAUUUGUUUUUCCAAUGUUUAGAAAUUGAAUUUUUCCAUUGAUUUAUGUCACGGCAAUAAGUAUUCUAGGCAAAACAACAUACUUUAUUUUAUUACAAUAAGUAUUAUGCGACAUGGCCAAAAAAGGCAAUAAACAAAUACAAUAGCAUAUACAGGAUUAAAAGUUUGAUUGGGUAAGGCGGAGAGAAGAGUCAAGUAUUUUAUCUAACUAGAGAAUUCCAGUGAGACUUAAAGAUAAGUUCUACAAAAGUACGAUUACACCUCUUAUAUUGGUAUGGUUUAGAGUAAUGGGUGGUAGACAGAAAAUAAGUGUAACAGAGAUGAGAAUGUUUAGGUGGAUUAGUAAAGUGAUGAGUGAAGAUAUGAUAAGAAUGAAUACAUAAGAAGUAAUUUUGGUAUAGCUUUUAUAUUAGACAAAAUAAUAAAAAAUAAACCAAGAUUGUUUGGGGAUGUUAGAGGAAAGAGGAAUCCGAAGCAGAAUCAGAAUUGUAAUGAAAAUAAAUUUAGGUCAGUUCAAGUAGAAGUUCACAACAAAGGUGGCUGACUCCAAAUAGUUUGGAUGAAGGGAAAUGUAAAUAAGAAUACCAUAUUUUGAAUAGUUUUCAAAAAUACAAUGGUGAAUCAACACAAAACUGUUUUUGUUUUGUUUUUAAAGUUGUACUAGCAACAAAAUUGAUUUGUUUUUUCCCUCUCUCCUAUUUUGAUUCAAAUAUUGAUUUUAAAUUUGAUUAGUUUGAUAUUUAAAAAAAAAAAAUCAGCAAUUGAAAAUAUAACAUUAAGUGUGAGGUGAUUGAGAACUUGUUAGGAGAAAAGGAAAAAAUAAAGGUAAACGCUUCAACAAUGGCAACAAUCAGCCGUGAAAAAAGGCAAAUAACUAGUAACUAAUAUGUAAAAUACAUGUUUAUAAAAGAAGUGACUGGCAGAAAGAAGAGAGAUGUUUGUAGUAUAUAUUAGUUAUUUUUAACAAAAACAUAUUUCCCAUUAAAAUAUGUAUAAUGAUAUUAUUAUGAUUUCUAUAAAUUUACUAAUAAAUUUUCCAAAAUAUCUAUGUAAACAAAUUAAAUUAUAAACUGUUAAGCAAUAAAUAAAGAAAUGUUUAUAUACUAACUAAAAUAUAAAUAUUUUACUUUUAUCAUAAAUGUUUAUUAAUAGCACUUUAAUGAUUAUUAUUGUUUUAUAGGUACUUUUUGAGAGUUACCAUCAUACGAAGAAUUUAUGACAUUAUUAAAGAAAUGGAUAUUAUUGUACAUACCUUAUCUUCUUAUCCUGAUAUGAAUAAUAGUAUAAAAAUGGAAGUAGGAAUUGAAGAUUGUUUACAUAUUGAGUUUGAAUACAAUAAGUGCAAGUGAGUCAAUACAAUUUUUCUAUUUAAAUAACAUUAUUUGUACUUUAAGUAUAUAUAUAUAUAUAUGUAUAUAUAUGUUUACAAUUUAGAUAUCAUUUAAAAGAUGUAAUUGUUGGUAAAAUUUAUUUUCUACUAGUAAGGAUAAAAAUAAAACACAUGGAAAUUGCCAUAAUUAAGAGAGAAACUACUGGAUCUGGUUAGAUAAUAUUAAUUAAUACCAAAGUUAGUUUUUCUUCCUGAAUCAGUAAGUUAUAUAUAUGUGUGUUUUGUUGUUUAGGUCCUAAUACAUUUAAUGAGAAUGAAACAAUAGCUAAGUAUGAAAUAAUGGAUGGAGCACCUGUCCGAGGAGAAAGUAUUCCUAUUAGAGUAUUUCUUGCAGGUUAUGAUCUUACGCCUACUAUGCGGGAUGUGAACAAAAAGUUUUCAGUGAGAUACUUUUUGAAUCUUGUUCUUAUGGAUGAAGAAGAUAGGCGUUAUUUUAAACAACAAGUAUAUGACAUUUACUAAAUUAUAAUUUACUUUUUCUUAUUUAUUAUGUUUAUAUUAUGUAAUACAUAUAAUAUAAUAUACCUAUUAAUGCUUUGUAGAUUUUUUUAAAAACAAAUUGAAUACAUUUUUAGGAAAUAACGUUAUGGCGGAAAGGAGAAAAGAAUUUAAAAGGGUUACAAAAUCGUAAUGAACCUUCUCAUUUAGUCUCUGGUAAAGAUGGGCCAAAAGGAAGUGAAGCUCCACGAACUACUUCUCAAUCAGUUCAGCCAACUGGCUCACUUGAUAAUACUGACUUGGAAAAUGAUUAUAAUCAUUCCACAAUAAAUGAAGGUGAAGAUGAACAGGUACGUUCAUCAAUUGAGGAUAGUAUAAGUGAAUAAUAAUAAGUUAUAUUGUUUUACAUGUCUACAAAAUGCCAUUAAUUUUGAUUCCGAAUUUUUAAAAAAAAAAAAAAAAAAUACUAGUUAUUUAAAAACCUUAAAUACAUUAGAGUAUUAUGCCUAGUCCUAAUUAUUGAAAAUUAUAUUUAAUUAUACUUAUGUUAUUAACAGGUUAACCAAUUAUACAUUUUUUUUGUUCAUUUAAAUUGUACUAUAAUGGGCUAAUAUACAAAACAAUUUAUCACUUGUUAAAUACUUUAUGUUAUAAAAUAACAGCAAAUUUUUAUACUCUGCAAAUAAUAUAGUUGUUAUAUAUAAUAUCAGAAAUUAAUAUAUACAUAAAUAUAUUAAUUUAUAUAUUUUUAUACACAUUAUGUCUGUUGAUUUCGUAGAAUUUCUAUAGGUACCUUAAUUGUUAUUGUGAUUUAUUGUUUAAAAAAUAAAAUUUAUUUACUUUAUAGUAAAUACUUUUAUUUGUUUUAUUUACAAAUUUGAUUACUAAAUAUAUAUUCUUGUAUUUGAUGAAUUGUAUAUAAAAUCAUUUAAUACAUAUUAUUACUGUUACCUGAUAUUAUUUGGGUUCAUUCAUAAAGUGAAUAAUGUUAACAAAUUACCUUAGCUAACUAUAUAAAUAUAGUCAAAUAUUGUUUAUAAAAUAUGUAUUUUUUUAAACAAUUAUUUAUUGUAUUUGUGAAUUAUGUCAUUUUAAUCAUAUAGUAAUGUAUCAUAUAUGUAUUUAUAAAUAAAUUUAUUUAUCAG
Messenger RNA from Cinara cedri, 5791 nucleotides. NCBI's taxonomy places the organism in Eukaryota, Metazoa, Arthropoda, Insecta, Hemiptera, Aphididae. The record is from the annotation of a GenBank genome assembly.